AUGCUUAAACGUAUUAUUGAGUAUUUUACUCACAGCUCUAUUCACGGCUUGCAUUAUAUAAUAGAUUCUAAAAGACACAUAAGUGAAAGGAUAUUCUGGGCAGUUGUAUGUACAUCUUGUCUGAUAGGAGCCGGACUGGUGCUGAGAGGAAAUAUUUACAACUAUGAAAACAACGCCGUCAGUUUUGUAGUGGAGACGAACCACUUGAAAUGGAACACUACCUUCCCUGCGAUAUCUGUCUGCGAGUUCGAGUCCUCCGACAAACUGUUUGAUGCUGGAACCAAGCUUUACGGAGAAGAUCGUAACAUGAAUCUAGACUUUUUCCUCCGUGAUAUCGCCUUCUACUACGGCACCUGCUACACUUGUUCUGCUCAUUGUGGCAAAACGAUCAACUGCAGUCAGGACUUUGAAGAUAUUGUGAGACAGGUUCGUGCUCCAUGCAACGAACUUUUGGGAGAAUGCAAGUUCAAUGGACUUCAAUUCAAAUGCUGUAGGUAUUUUCGACUUCUGAGGACUGAAAAGGGCCCGUGUUACACCAUAAACUCUCUACUGUUAAAGAAGAGCAAAUUCCCUUUAGAUAUGACUCAAAAUUGGAAAACUGGGCCAGGAAAACUGGAGUUCAGAGCAUACGAAAAAGUGAAAGUUGUUCUUCAUGCUCCAGAAGAUGUGCCAUUUUUAAACCACCCUCAACAAGAGCAGGAGAUUAUCCCUUGGGGAAAUAUCUUUGACAUGAGGUUUCAGGUCAAAGAGAUAAAAAAUGAUCCAUACGUGAAGAAAGUUUCAAUCAGUCAAAGGAACUGUCGGUUCCCUGAUGAAAACUACCUUCAGACUUACAGCUUGUACAGCUACUCUGCAUGUGUCGUAGACUGUCGGGCUCAGGCCCAGAUACAAUACUGCAACUGCUUGCAUCACUUUAUGCCGAAAAUUGCUGGUGUAGCCACAUGCAACUUGACUGGGUUGAUAUGCCUCUCCAAUGUUUCAGACACACUAAGAUCUUUAAGAACUGCAGAUUACACAGAAAAGCUUGGACUUGUGUGCGAUUGUCUCCCCAGUUGUAAUGAGCCUGAGUACACGAUCGUCUCUAGGACCACUGAGUACAAUGAAACAAUUUAUGGAAGAUUUGGCUCCAAAAUUUCAAUUGAGAUGGACUCAUUACCAAAAGAGCAAUUCAUCAGAAAAGUUGUUCGAUCUCCACUAGAACUUGUAGUUUCCAUGGGAGGAACAAUAGGAUUUUUUCUUGGAGCAAGUCUUCUGAGCAUUGCAGAGUUCUUUUACUACUUCUUUAUAAGGAAGCUGGUCGAUCGAAAAAGGUCAUCAGUCUUAAGCCAUAAACCAGAACUUACAAUCAAGACAAACAAAACUAUGAAAAACAAGAAAUCUAAAAACAUCAAACAAGAAAGAAUGGCAAUUCCAUACAUAUAGUCCAGUGCAAUUAGACAAAAAAUGACCUUGACCCGGACAAAAUUGAUAACAGGCUGAAAAUUGGUGGAAACGUUCAGAACAAUGUCCUGAGUGGCCCACACAAAGUCCCAAGAAAUCCCAGUUGGGGAACGGCCGCCAUCUUGAAAAAACUGCCGCCAUCU
Macrosteles quadrilineatus (aster leafhopper) is the source of this 1583-nucleotide messenger RNA. RefSeq names its product pickpocket protein 28-like. NCBI's taxonomy places the organism in Eukaryota, Metazoa, Arthropoda, Insecta, Hemiptera, Cicadellidae. Gene Ontology annotation, cellular component: membrane. Gene Ontology annotation, molecular function: ligand-gated sodium channel activity. The transcript is spliced from 11 exons. The coding region runs from base 1 to 1422 and encodes 473 amino acids. The record is from RefSeq and is a predicted model, not a curated record. Gene Ontology annotation, biological process: sodium ion transmembrane transport.